AUGUGCACGACAGACUGCAUCACAUACAGCACGUUCGUCACUGGAACCACGACGGAGGACCGCACGUGUGAACUAUGCGAAGCAGGCAAGUUCCGUGCCGAUACCGGCCACAGGCUCACGGAAUGCGAGGCGUGUGCCGACGACACGUUUCAAUCGGACGAAGGACAAAGCAGCUGCAUGGCAUGCAAUGAGUGCGAACCUGGAUACGUUAUUGACCAGGAUUGCACACCAACAAGCGACCGCACAUGCAAAGACAUUGCAAAGCCCACCAUCGUGCUGCGGCGACCAGACAACAACGAGGAGAUUCAAGACACAUAUGUCGUCGAGGCCACGUUUGCCUUUGAUCCCCCGAUCUUUACGGCGACAGACACGGCGGCUGGCACCGUGACAAAGACACCACCACCCAACAUCGACGACAUUGACACGAGCACUGUGGGGUCUGACCAGAUGCUGACGUACACGGCGACGGAUGCGAACAUGAACACGGCAACACGCGACAUCACCGUGGAAGUCGUGGACACGACCGGGCCCGCCAUCACAUUUGACCCUGCAGUGCUGCAGCUGGAGGCCGGGGAGGAGGUGAUGCGCAGCAACUUCACGGCCGGCGUUUCCAUCGUGGACCGCGUGGACGGAACACUCGGCAUCGACCUGCUGGAGUACGAUGCCAGCGACGUGGACGUGAACACGCUGGGCAUGUACGAGGUGGUGUACACGCUGUCUGCAUCCGACUCGAACGACAACGAGGCGCCGCCCACCACACGCACAGCAGCCGUCGUGGACACCCUUCCACCGGUCAUCACCAUUGGUUUUGGCGACCGCGAAGUGUUGGAACACAACGUGGUCAUCCACGAGGCGGCAACAGAGUUUAUCUUCCCGAGCCAGUCUGCAUUUGAUACAUUCGACACCGCUGUCAACGGCGGUGACGUGCGACGCAACGAAGAGUCGACCUUCGACUCGGUUGUGGACGACGGCACGCAGUUCACGUUCACGUACACGGCGACGGAUGCGUCGGACAACACGGCGACGGUGGUGUAUGUGAUUGAGGUGCGGGACACGAUGGCGCCAAGCAUCACCAUCAAUGGCGAGCACAACAUCACGCACGAGGCCGGGACGGAAUAUGUCGAUGCAGGAGCAACAGCGACGGACCUGCUGGAGGAUGCGAUUGGGCGCGGGGUGGAGGUGGUGGUCACCAACAAUGUGUUGAGCAAGCCGCCGUCCGUGCCCGCGGUGUUCACGGUGGAGUACGACGCGUGCGACAAGGCCGGCAACUGCGACGCCAUCAACCGCACCGUGCACGUGCUGGACCGCACGGCCCCGAGCAUCGAGCUCAUUGGCGACGCGCUGCUGGUGGUGGAGGCCGGCAGCAACUUCACCGACAUCGACCCUGGCGUGACGCUGGCUGAUCUGUACUACGACAACGCCGACUUGACGCUGGUGAUUGACGAUGGAGGGUACGAGGCGGCGCCAACAACGUCGCCUGCAACCUUUACUGUGACAUACACGGUGACAGACCCGUCCCGCAACACGGCCAGCGUCACACGCACCAUCACCAUAAUCGACACAACGCCGCCGGACCUGCGCGUCAGCGGGGACCUGAGCGUGACGGUUGGCGACGGCGUGACGUGGGUUGAGCCGGGCAUUGCACGUGCAUAUGACAACAUCGAUGGUGAUGUGCGAUCGCGUGUGGUGGCGACGACGCAGCUUGAGGAGGCCGGCGUUGUUGUUCCCACCGUGUGCGCGUAUUCGUCUGCGCGCGCGUUUAUGCCGCCGCUGUCGCCGCGCGUGUGGUCUUCACCUCGAAUGGACGCGGUGGAGUCGAGAGCGCCGAGCGGCACCGUGUACCGCAUCAACUACACGGUGGCGGACGCAGCGAGCAACGUGGCGUUUGUGGAGCGCGUGGUGCGGGUUGCAGACCCGACGGCACCCUCGCUGCAGCUGCUUGGGGAUCGGGUGCAGGCGCUGGAGUUUGGUGACGAUCGCGGCUCAUUUGCUGAUCCUGGAGCAACAGCUCUCGACGCCCACGACGGCGACCUGAGCGGGGACGUGUGCGUUGGCGUGAGCGUUGUGACGCGCGACGCGAGCGGCGUUGUUGCGCCAGGCGACGUUGACGGUAUCGGGGAGGAUGCGAUUGCACGCCAAGGCAAUGAUGAAGCGUUUGAUGUUCUUGGGCUGGAUGCUGCUGUGGCGUCGGCGGAGGUGGGCACCGUGUAUGUGCUGCAGUACAGCGUGCACGACCGCGCAGGCAACGCCGCUGUUGGUGUGCAGCGGGCGGUGGUGGUGGUGGACACGACGCCGCCCGACGUGACGCUGUAUGGCGCGGAGGAGGUGCACGUGCUGUAUGCGACACGGUAUGUGGAGGCCGGGUACAGCGCACAGGAUGUGCACGACGGCAACGUGACGUCGCAGGUGGUGGUGAGUGGAGCCGAUGCGAUUGACGUGCACGUGGCGGGGACGUACGAGGUUGAGUACGCGGUGACGGAUGCGAACGGCAACACGGGUGUUGCGGUGCGGACGGUGGUGGUUGAGGCGCUGAUGCGACCGGAGCGGGCGGACCAGGUGGUGGAGCUGGUGCUUGCAGGCACGGCGGAGUCCAUCUUUGGUGGCGACGUGCAGCAGCUGGAGCGCGACCUGGAGGAGGCGCUGAAUGUGGACUUUGUGGUGGUGUUUCUCGUCUACGACAAAGCCCUCGGUCGCCCCACCACCGACAUCAACACAGUCCCACAGCAACAACAAGGGAGGAGAAGGAGAAGCAGCAGUGGCAGCAGCCGUGAUAGCGACAACAACAACAACAACUACAGCGACUCCGACAACGCUUGGAUCCGUGGACGGCGUGGGCUGUUGGCGCAGCCAUCGACGGUGGUUGAGUUUGGGGUUCGCAACGGCACCAGCUUGGAGUGGGUGCCUGCCGACAUCUUGCUUGCUCGGCUUGAAGGGCUCGAAACCCUGGCAGCAGCGCACAUCACGUCUGUUGCCGAUGCUAAGAAGCGCGGCGGUGGAAGCGAUGGUGGUGCUGUUGCAGGCGCCGUCGUUGGCGUGCUGCUGGUCCUGGGGUGCGUGGCUUCUAUUGUGUGGCGGCGACGGAAACGGGCUCAGGCAGAGCUUGCCACGGUGAAGAACAUCAUCAAUGCGACCAAUCCAACAUUCUCUCCGCACAGCGAGGAUGCUACUGGUGAACCAGCACAAGUGCAGCACAAGUGGAAUCCUUCCUUGUAUGAUAUUGCACCCCCGCGACAACAACAUCAUCAGCAGCAGCAUGAGCAGCAGAGUGCAGUGGACGCUCAGUCCAUGGACCACCACAGCGAUCCCACGCACGUGUAUGCGACGCCGUCGCUGUUGCCAGAGUUGCAACCCAACACACCACACCACUCGCGUGUGCACUCCAUGCACGCGUGGUCGGCUGGGCUGUACGACAUUGAGGAAGAGGGGUGGGAGGAAGAACAUGAAGACAGGGGCACCGAACUGCAAGCAGAAGCAAAGGCUGGCCGCAGUGGCGUUGCUUUGGGCGAGAAUGCCGGUGCUCAGCAUGAAUCACUGUUUGGGCAGCGGUUGCGAGUUGUGAGUGAACAGCAACAGCAGCGCAAGCAAUCCCAGCCGACAUAUGAUGUGGUUGAAGCGGUGACGCGGACGUUCACGAAAUGCGAAAGCGAAGCCUAG
Messenger RNA from Salpingoeca rosetta, 3654 nucleotides. RefSeq lists its product as uncharacterized. The record is from RefSeq and is a predicted model, not a curated record. Lineage: Eukaryota; Choanoflagellata; Craspedida; Salpingoecidae. The transcript has 10 exons. Gene Ontology annotation, molecular function: phosphotyrosine residue binding. The coding region runs from base 1 to 3654 and encodes 1217 amino acids.